Molecule: messenger RNA, 514 nt
Organism: Pseudophryne corroboree (corroboree frog)
Lineage: Eukaryota; Metazoa; Chordata; Amphibia; Anura; Myobatrachidae
Product: putative gastrointestinal growth factor xP1
Exons: 3
Coding region: 67-312 (81 amino acids)
Biological process (GO): maintenance of gastrointestinal epithelium
Source: RefSeq, a predicted model, not a curated record
UUUGGAGAGUUUUCCAUUCUACACAUAACUCCAUCCCCGCAGCCAGACCAAGCCGGGAGCCCAGCAAUGGAACACCGGGUCUUCUGCCUCUUUGCCAUCGUUGCCCUCAUUGUUGGGUCUUUCAGCUCCGCACAAGGAGAAACUGCACCAACUGCGGAAGAAUGCAAUGUUGAACCACACAAGAGACAGAACUGUGGAUUCCCCGGCGUCACCCCGGAGGAAUGUAAUAACAACGGCUGCUGCUUUGACAGUACUGUUCCGGAUACCCCCUGGUGCUUCCACAUAGAACACCCUGAGGAUGAUUGCCUGUAAUGGAUUCUGAUGAACACAGCGGUCUCUGCCAGUGGAACAAUGCAACGUCAUCAUGUCUAAUGUUUACCGUACGAAGAUGGAGCAAUCGGCAAACUCUCUCUGCCCCGACCAGAUCUCCUGCCGUAAAACACUUUCUCCCCUUAUAAAUGUAUCACAGCCAGGCACUUGUGUCAUUUAAUAAAACUGCAACUGGAAAUAUAAA